Molecule: messenger RNA, 3987 nt
Organism: Conger conger (European conger)
Lineage: Eukaryota; Metazoa; Chordata; Actinopteri; Anguilliformes; Congridae
Gene: aldh8a1
Product: aldehyde dehydrogenase 8 family, member A1
Exons: 7
Coding region: 849-2321 (490 amino acids)
Biological process (GO): retinoic acid metabolic process
Molecular function (GO): retinal dehydrogenase (NAD+) activity
Source: RefSeq, a predicted model, not a curated record
AUACGCUUGAGCAUUCAGUAUUAAAGUAAGCGAGUAUAACAAACGCAAAAAAGAAUAUUACAUUACAUUUUAAGAACUUCAAUUAAGUUACAAACGUAACUUUGCUUGAUCUGUAUGACAACGGCGCCACCUGCCGGCUAGUCCUUAUAACAGGCAAUGGGAUAAAACGGCUACAACAAUGUAUCAAAUGUAGACUUUAGAUUGAAAGAUUAAAUAAUUUAUAUACUUGAAUGCACUUAGGAAAUACUGUGCUUUCAUACAUUCGAACCAGGGUAAAAAAAAAAAAACGGCAUGUGAACUCCAUGUGAACAUGGAGAACUGGGUCUGAACAAUGUAACCUUUUUGCAAUUUCAGUUAUCACGAUAAAAUCUGAUAACUGUCUGCUAAAGUAAGCCAAUGAUGUUGAUUGUUUUUUUUAAAUGCCACAGAAUUGACACGCGUGUCCCGUCUGUAUGGUAUGGUGCAAAUGGUACCGUCCGCACGCCGUUCCUGGAAACCAUCCGUUCUCUUUUUCCACGUUAAGGUCGAAAGGCACGUAUUACACCACAGCAUUGGUUUGGUUAAUGAACGACCGGGUACACACCGUCGUCCCAUCCUCCGUACUGUCACGAUUGGCACACAAUCUUGACAGGCAUUCUGUCGCGGAGGCGCGAUUGGUUCGUGGGAAUUCCGUGCACUGGAUGCGUAUGGAUUGUAGAGAGGCGGGGCGCAACGCAUCCUCCGGCACCGACCAUUCAGUGAGUAAAAUCGUAGCACGCGAUUCACGGCACAGGAUCCAGGUCGCACCUGCUACGACGUAGUUUCGGUCCCUGCGUUGUGGAGAGAAAAAAAAAAAUCGUUUGGCAAUCAUGCCCAAAAUGGCUGAUAACCGGACUCAUUUGAUCCUGGAGAAUUACAUAGGGGGGAAAUUCGUGCCCUGCGCUCGGCAUAUAGACUCCUGUGAUCCAUCUACGGGCGAGGUGUACUGCAGAGUUCCGGACAGCGACACGGAAGAGGUGGAGGCGGCGGUGAAGGCCGCCCAGGAGGCCUUCCCUGAUUGGUCCUCCCGGAGCCCGGCUGAGAGGGGCAAGGUCCUCCACAAGCUGGCCGACCUCAUCGACGCCCACCUCGAGGAGUUCGCCCAGGCAGAGUCCAAGGACCAAGGGAAGGCCAUCACCUUCGCCCGCACCGUGGACAUCCCCAGAUCCGCGUACAACUUCCGCUUCUUCGCCUCCUCCAUCCUGCACCACACCACCGACUGCAGCCAGAUGGACCACCUGGGCUGCAUGAGCUACACCGUGCGUAGCCCUGUGGGAGUGGCUGGGCUGAUCAGCCCCUGGAACCUGCCGCUCUACCUCCUGACCUGGAAGAUCGCCCCAGCCAUCGCCGCCGGCAACACGGUGGUGGCCAAGCCCAGCGAGAUGACCUCCGUCACCGCCUGGAUGAUGUGCAAGCUGCUGGAGGAGGCCGGCAUGCCCCCCGGCGUGGUGAACAUCGUUUUCGGGACGGGGCCGCGGGCGGGCGACGCCCUGGUGUCCCACCCCGACGUGCCGCUGAUCUCCUUCACUGGGAGCACAGCCACCGCCCGGGUCAUCACCGAACACAGCGCCCCCUACUGCAAGAGGCUGUCCCUGGAGCUGGGCGGCAAGAACCCCGCCCUGGUCUUCCAGGACGCCGACCUGGACGAGUGCAUCGCCACCACCGUCCGCUCCAGCUUCUCCAACCAGGGCGAGAUCUGUCUGUGCACCAGCCGGAUUUUCGUGGAGCGGAGCAUCUACCCGGAAUUCCUGAAGAGGUUCGUGGAAGCCGCCCGGCAGUGGAAAACCGGCGUUCCCACGGACAACGGCAGCUACAACGGAGCCCUUAUCAGCAAAGAACACUUAGAGAAGGUCCGGGGCUACGUGAAGCUGGCCCAGGCGGAGGGAGGCCAGGUGCAUUGCGGGGAGGGUGUGGACGCGCUGGACCUGCCGGAGCGGUACCGGGGCGGGUUCUUCAUGCUGCCCACGGUGAUCAGCGACGUGGCGGACGCCUCGCGCUGCAUGCAGGAGGAGAUCUUCGGCCCGGUGACGUGCGUGGUGCCCUUCGACGGCGAGGACGAGGCGGUCCGCCGCGCCAACGGGGUGCGAUACGGGCUGUCCGCCACCGUCUGGUCCCGCGACGUGGGCCGCGUCCACCGCGUGGCCCGCGGCCUGCAGGCGGGCCUGGUCUGGACCAACUGCUGGCUGAUCCGCGACCUCAACCUGCCCUUCGGCGGGGUGAAGGACUCGGGGAUCGGCCGGGAGGGGGCGCGAGACUCCUACCACUUCUUCACCGAGGUGAAGACCAUCGCCGUGAAGCACUGAGCCGCCACGCGCUCCAUCGGCACCCCCGCUCUGUCCUCAUCGUUACCCCCAUUUUACACAGCACUGUGACUGAUUUCACCUUCACAGUCACUGAUUUCACCUUCACAGUCACUGAUUUCACCUUCACAGUGACUGGUUUAACCUUUACAGUCACUGAUUUGACCUUCACAAUAACUGAUUCGACCUUCACAGUGACUGGUUUGACCUUCACAAUAACUGAUUUGACCUUCACAGUGAUUCAUUUGACCUUCACAGUGAUUGGUUUGACCUUCACAGUGAUUGGUUUGACCUGGUAUUUUCUACAGUGCCGAGUUCCUCGAUUUUCCUCUGUCAUUACAUAUUUGUCAGAUCUUCAGACAAAAUAAAAUUGAAUAAACUGAAAAAAUAGAAAACGAAUAAACACAAAGCACAUUUUAAAAAUUAUUUAAUUUCAUUUAAAUAUGGUGUUUGAUAACGUCUUGUCAUUAAAUAAGUGUAAUAAUCAUUUACUAAAUGUGUUUUACGUUUACUUAGGCUCCCUUUGUCCAAUAUUACAUUUUGUCUAAAGAUCUGAAACCAUUAUACAGUAAAUCAGGGAGGACAGAAUGUGUAUAAUUUGUGAACACUUUUAACAAAGGUAUUUAAGUGUUUUCAAAUUUUGGACUGUUGGUCUGCUGAGAUGUAUCUUAGGGGGCGUAUUUUAAAAAAUAAUUUUGGAAGCAAUGUUUUUGAGGGAUACAUUGAAAAGUUUUAACACUUGACAUUAAGUGUUGUCCUGUACAUGGCCUUCCUUUGAAUUGUAAAUGGUUGGCAUUUAUAUAGCGCCUUUAUCCAAAGCACUGUACAAUUGAUGCUUCUCAUUCACUCAUUCAUACACACACUCACACACCGACGGCGAUUGGCUGCCAUGCAAGGCACCGACCAGCUCGUCAGGAGCAUUUGGGGGUUAGGUGUCUUGCUCAGGGACACUUUGACACAGCCCGGGCGGGGGAUCGAACCGGCAACCCUCCGACUGCCAGACGACUGCUCUUACGGCCUGAGCCCUUUGACUCGAUGUAUGUACUAAACAAAGCACUUGGGUGGGUGUGUGCUGUAGCCACUUUACACUUCAGAAAGCAGCAUGUGAGCUCUGCAUUUGUAGCUGAUAUUAUAGUAAAGUUACGUGUGAAAAAUAUUUUUAAAGCUAACUGGGAUUAGCUUAUUUUAAAUAUCAUUUCUGAGUAUUUGGAAUGUAUUUGCAAAACAUGUCAUUGGGCAUACUCCCAAAUACCAACCAAAUACUUUUACCACAGACGUGGUCAUUAGGUCAAGGAAUAUACAAGGUUAGGAAAACACUAAUGACUUACUAAAUUACUACCUUUGUGAUCAUAUUUCAGAUUCCACUGGAGAUUAGCAAUAUUCGUUUGCUUGGGGGAAUGUGUGACACAUUUUAUUUUGACCUUCGCUCUGUUAAAGAACUCACUAAGUGAUAUAAUUUACUAUUCGCCAUGGAAACACCAAUGAGUGUGUUUCCUGUGAUUGACAGUAUACAGUAUGUUCUCCAACAAUCUGCCGAAUCUGCAAAAUCAGUACCUCUGGAAUUAUGUCCCAUAUUAAACUGUGAAAGUAACAUUUCAGGGUUGUAUUUCAUUUCUAGAAUAUUAUUUUUCAAUGCUGACAUUUAGAUUUGUAAUCAGAUUGCCUGAUG